AUGUCAAAUCUUAAUAUAGAUGCUGCAUUCCGUUCAUCUACUCCCAAUGAAUGUUAUAUGUUUGUGGGAGAAAACUAUGUGGUUUUGAAUUAUGCUCCAUGUUCUGGAGACAUAAAGAAAAAUAUCAUUAAUGGGCCAAUUAAAACUGUUGUUGGGUUUCCAAUGUUUGCUGGAAAAACAUUCGAAGGUAAAAUAGAUUGUGCCUUUGACACCGAAGACACUGAUGUAUUCAUCUUUUCUGGAAAUGAAUGUGCCAAAAUUCAGUAUGUUCCACAUUCUGCUGAGGCUACAUUACUCAUAGCUCCUAUUCCAAUAUCUCAGAUGUUUCCUUGUAUCUAUAGUUUAUUUUUUGCUAAUGGAAUAGAUGCUGCAAUCAAGUCCACCGGAAAUGAGGUUUUCUUAUUCAAAGGCGGUUGGUAUGCUCGUAUAAACUAUCGCACCAAGCAGCUCAUGUCUGAAAAUUACAUUGGCAAGGGUUUUAGUAGUUUGUAUGGUACAGUAUUUGAAAGUGGAAUUGAAGCAGCUUUUGCUUCUCACGUUCAAAAUGAAGCUUACAUUUUUAAAAAAGAAUACUAUGCACGUAUCAACUUUGCCCCAGGUACAGCUGAUGGUGACUUUAUUGUUGGUGGUAAAAUUAGGAAAAUCUCUACUGAUUGGCCUGCUCUUAAAAACAUCUUACAUUUUUAA
Molecule: messenger RNA, 687 nt
Organism: Lathyrus oleraceus (garden pea)
Lineage: Eukaryota; Viridiplantae; Streptophyta; Magnoliopsida; Fabales; Fabaceae
Product: albumin-2-like
Exons: 1
Coding region: 1-687 (228 amino acids)
Source: RefSeq, a predicted model, not a curated record